AUAGUUGACAAAUAUUUCCCAAGUUCUCUAAAAUUUUGCUUCACUCUUCAAUUUUAUACAAUUUGAUUGUGAAAUUAGCAGUUUAAAUACUUUAAAGAUGGUGGACAGAUAUUAUGGUAGUUAUGAAGCCAUUUCAAUACAGUCAGUUGACACAGUCUCUCAAAAGACGAUCAGCACCGACUCGCAUACGCCAAACAUUCAUAUAACCCGCAACAUGGUGCACGAUCUGCACUGUCUGAGGAAGAAUAAAGAUGCGAGUACGCACUCGAUAAUUUCUCCACUGUUGAAUGCACCAACUCCGCCAGUUUCCGAGGCUGGCGAAGUUGAGAUGAUGUCCGAAGAGACUGUGAAUUUCGAACAGACGGAAGACUCGCUGCCCAAUUGCAAGCAUCAAGUGAUGAUCAUAUUCGAGGGAGGCGACAUCAAUUGUGCUCUUUUCUUUCUGAUCAAAUCGAUGGAGAAUCCAUUCGCAUGCAAUGCGGUGGCAACAGUGCUCGUUGAGAAAUCGCUUCUCAAUGAAUUUGUGUCGCGUGUCAAGCUAGGAAUGCGACCCAUGUUGCUGAACGAGCCGAAGGUAUCGAAAUUUCGCAACACUCUCGAUGCACUCGAGAAGCUUAACAUCGAGACGAUACAUUGCAAGUGUCGAUAUCCCGAGAUGAGUCCCGUGUUGGUCUUUGAUUGCCAGCACGGAGAGUUGGGAGAGGGGACAACGGGUGUGAUUUGUGUGCGAACUUUUACUGCGAUCUCUGAGAUCGUUGACAUCUGCAUGAAGGAGAGUCUGCUCUUUGCCACCAGCUCGAUGUGGAAUGAAUCCGUUGAGCAGCUCUAUCAACUGGUUGUCGCCCUCAAUUGUCCCACCUUCUUUUUCAACUGCAGCGAUGUCAGUUUGCAUCCCAUACGUGAAGCUUUGGCUGCUAAGAAGAAUUCUGUUUGCAUUAGCGAUGGCUUUCACUACGAAACUCUUUUGAUUCAGGAUGAAAUUAAGAGUAUCAUAUUUCCAAUUGGGGCUCAUCUUUAUCAAUCGCAGCCGGAGAAAAGUGUCAUGAUUGCUCCCGUUUCCUUCUUGAAUGAAUGAGAAGCAAAAGAUGCUUCCUCGAUCGUCUCGAUCGCAGUAACGUGUCACAUUUUUGGGGUUUUUCGAACAACAAACGUUCGCGCGUUUAAUUGAUCUUUGUGGCGUUGCCAAAAAUAUAAAUUUUAAUCAAAAUUUCGCGGUUUAUUUUUGAACAAAUGUGAUAAGGCCUUUAAUGCUAAUUGACUUUGAUGAUGAUGCGAUCGAAUGUGCGAUCGAAAUGUAGAGAUCGAAUAUGAUGGCACCUGUCAGCGGCGGUAAUGCGAGUAAUAUGUAUAUAAUUUAUAUUCUUUUGUCUUUUUCAUUCCGCUGCUAUGGGGAACACUUAAUGACUGUGUGUUAUGUAAAUAUGAGUGGUUAUCGAACGGGUUACGCUUCAUGACUAAGAAAGCAGCUUGUGUUUUGGUAUAGGGUAUGAAUUUUAUUGCAAUUUCAAAGUUAUUUAAUUGGAAGUGAAAUCCAUUAAAA
Drosophila albomicans is the source of this 1540-nucleotide messenger RNA. RefSeq lists its product as uncharacterized. The record is from RefSeq and is a predicted model, not a curated record. Lineage: Eukaryota; Metazoa; Arthropoda; Insecta; Diptera; Drosophilidae. The coding region runs from base 98 to 1075 and encodes 325 amino acids. Gene Ontology annotation, molecular function: oxidoreductase activity. The transcript has a single exon.